Molecule: messenger RNA, 4908 nt
Organism: Papilio machaon (common yellow swallowtail)
Lineage: Eukaryota; Metazoa; Arthropoda; Insecta; Lepidoptera; Papilionidae
Exons: 8
Coding region: 354-4718 (1454 amino acids)
Source: RefSeq, a predicted model, not a curated record
UCUGUGGUGAUGUGAUGUUGAACCUGUGAUCAAGACGUCUGCAAUAUCACAAUAUGUCUGACUAUUUGGAAAUAUUUUUAGAAUUAGCAUAGUCUUAAAUGCAUCUAUUAUCUAUUUCAGAGUUAUAAAUGCCAUGGAUUAUACAUGACAAUAUAGUAAACAGAUCGAUAAGGGGACGAGUUACGUCGAGGAUAUGUGUUAUUGUGGAUUGUGCGAUAUACGUGCGGACAGAUAUGUGCAUGAGGAGGCCCGUUUCAUGAAACAAAGUGAAUUAAUUGCGAGUUCCUUUUCGAUAUAACGUCACGCGACGUCGCGUCAGUUUUGUGGCAAUUUGUGAUAUUGAAGGUGUAAACAUGGAUUCAAGAGUUCAGUGCCCUGUGUGCACUCUAUACUUACACAGUGGUAUGACUUUGGAGUCUCAUUUGGACACACAUCCAAAGGAUCAAGUUAUAAAGGCUUUAUGUAGUCUAUCAAGUAAGAACACCAAUUAUGGGAGUCGUACCACAACUCCGUCGCAGUCUGAGCGUUCCUACCAGAGUCGAUCUCGUACUCCGGCGGCAGACGACGGCAUGCGGUGGAUGGGCUCCCACCAGAGCUUGGAUAGCGAAAAAUAUUGGAGAAGAACACCAAGUAGAAGUAAAUUAACACCACUUUCUAACCCAUCCAGAAAUGUCACACCAGAUAUUAGAAUUGGUGAUGUUAGUUUUGAAAAUAAUCAUAUUAACCAUGGAGGUCAAUAUUCUGAAAAUUCUUACACAAUGAAACUAGAUAAAACACAGCAGACAUAUGCAUCCAAUGUCCGAGUAGCAGAAUUUGACCAACAAUACCCAUAUUAUCCUGAGCAAAGUGAAGAUCGGGAGAUUAAAUAUUCUCGUAGUUUAGACUACAAUACAAUUGAUAGUGCAGGUAAUGCUUUUACUUAUAACAUGCCUCAGAUUGCUCCUAAAACUAAUACAUCUGUUGCAUCAACACUAGUACCACCGAAGAAAAGUUGUGACCUCGUUAAGCUAAUGCCCAAACCGGAGUUUGUUAAGUUACUGCCAAAGUCUAAUAAUAUUCUCUUUAAAAAUAUGAGUGGAGUACAAUAUAUAGCACCAGGUGUUAAUGUGGUGAUGCCAUCAUCACCUUUUGUCCAGAAAAAUGUUCAAAGUAACAUGAUAAUGUCUGGGAAUUUACCUCCAAAUCCAACACUGAAUACCAAAGGAGGAGCUCAACCCAUCAUCCCCAAUCAGUAUAACCAAAUGGGACCCAGUACCUUCUCACCAGGCACUACAGUGGUUACCCAAAACUCACAGAUUAUAUAUAGAGAAAUGGUUCACAAUUUGGAUGGUAAACCAUUUAUUUCAACUAUGCCUAAUAUGCUCGGAGGUCAUGACAACAUGGGAAACGUCACUCAGAGUAGCUCUAUAUACCAGAAUGUUGUAGUUGUUGACCAGUUUGGUAAUACCUCAUGUAUGUAUGCAAACCCACAACAAAUAUUGCAAAAGCCUUGCAAUGCUUCUAUCUACCCUGAAAGCUCAUUACUAUUACCUAAUGAACAUAAGAAGAGAUCUAAUGAUGAUGUGGAUUGCAAUAAAACUCUGAUCAUUGAAGUUAGUCCCAUCAACACUCCAGCUACUGCGAGGAUUAGUGAUGCUAGUGGAAGUUCAUCUCUUGGGCCAUCAUCAGGUGAUGAUAAUAGUAAAACAGAAGAAACAGAGUUAAAAAAUGAACCCAUCGGCACUACUAAGGGUCUUAAAAUCCUGAGCAAUAUUAAAGUGGAAGUGCCAGUCCAACAUAAGAAAAGCAUGUUAAAUACAGUAAUGGAUUUAACAGGAACCAAUGAUCAAGAAUACCCUGAAAGAUCAGUCACACCAGAAAAGAUAUUACCUGAUCUAGAAGACAACAAUCAGAGUUUUUCGGAUGAGUGCACACAGCCUUCCGUAGCAAGUGGUGAUAGCUUGGUGUCAAAUGCUUUUUCUGUGAUAAAAAAUGUAGGAAAUCCUCCAGCAUACAAAGAUUCGCCUUCCAAGUCUAGUAUUGUAGGUAGCAAAAUUGAAACUGAUUUUUCGGAUAGUUGUCCUGUACCUGAUUUAAUAUGUAAUGAGAAACCUUCUAUUUCUCCAUGUAGUGAAUUAUCAGAACAUGGGGACAAUUCUACAGAUAAUGUGCCAUUGUCACCUAAAGCUGACAGUAGUAGGAGUAGUCUAAUUGCUAUGAAUGAAAGUGCAGAAGAGAGUAAAUUCCUACACAAGGAAUCCAAGAAGAAUACCCUCAGGUUGAACAACAUCUAUGUUAAAAAGCACAAGAAAAUUCUGCAGAUUAAAAAUGCAAAGACAAAUUUAUCACUUGAGUCCUCCAAUAAAAGUGAAAUGGAGCCUCUACCCUCGUCUUCUAUGUGUAAAACGCCAGAAAAUUUUAGUAUGAAUAAAAUACAUCAUACUGAAAAAAUAGAAAGUCCGAAAACCAGUUCCUUACAUACUGUGUCUAUUGAGAAAUUAAAAGGUAAUGACCAUAAUGAGUUUGAUGCUGACACGGAGGAGCAGUCCAUGGACAUAGAACCUAUAGCGCCAUCUAGUUUAAAUGACUCUAAUCAAUUUUCAAUGCAUGAAGUGAAGGUAAAGGAAGAAUUUAACACCAGUAAUGAGGGUGGCUUUAGUAACCAAGGUAGACCAUUACAGAAUAUACCACAAUUGGAGAGUUUGAGACCUAUCAAUGUGAUAUCUUACUGUAACAUGGUUCCUGGAGAUUUUGAUAAUGAUUCCAACCACAGGGAACUGUUAGACUUGGAGGCUUCAUCAAAGAACAAACAGUUUGUUAAUAUGAUGAACGAAAACUAUUUUGGUGAUAAUAUUUAUGCAGACUACUUCACACCAGAUCGGGUUGAAUCAUUUGCGGCUCAAAAAGAAUCUAGUUUUAGAGAAGGGCCGAAAGACAACAUGUACAUUUGGGGCGAGCCUUCCCAGAAGGAAUCUGAGUUUGUGUUGCCAAAUUUUAUUCAUGAGAGUUACAAGAUAGCUGAGAGUAAUGGGGCUGAUUACUCGGAGAUGGGUGAAGGAUGCAACAUUGGUAUGGCUGACCGGUGUGAACAGGACAGUAAAGUGGACAUGCUGAGUGAGAGUCGAAGUGAAGGAGAGACUCCAUUGAACAUUUGCGCAGACGAGCGCAUGCCACCACGGGGAGAGCUCAGCGGACAGGAGAGUAAUGGAGAUAUGGAGUCACCAUGGAGUGGGAUGUACAAUGAGGUUACACCCUCGGAGCCCUACGACCUGAUGGCGCGAGAGAGCUGGGUGUCAGACGGCUCUGAUGUGGACGCAAACGAGAAACGGGAUAACAUUGAGGACGAGCUUCACUUUGCAAAGAGCAGAUUGCACACGUGUUCACAAUGCGGUAUCAAAUAUCCAUCGCUGAAGGAGCUGCGGGCACACAAGGCACUUGCCCACUCCCUUCCUACUUGUUCUAAUGGGAAGACCAGCUACAGUCGUCUGGUCACUGCGAGGAGUAUUAAAAAAGAGGAGAAACUAGAUGAAACUGUUUUGGAAAGGAAUCUCCUAACGAUAGAUUCAAAGGAAUCAAUGGCAACGACGAUGCAGCAAGUGUAUGAUGCUAUAGCGGAAGCUAAACCCGCUAUAGAAACACUAGUGAAACAGGAGACAAAGAGGAAGAAAAAAGAUUACAUCUGUCCGACGUGUAAAGUGGAUCAGUUAACGGAAGUUUCAUUCAAUGCCCAUCUUAAAAUACAUCCUUUGGAAUGUCUCACUUGUGGGAAAUGCUUCUUCAAAAGAGGUAGUCUCGCAUUACACAUGAAAACUCAUUUAGGAAUCAAGAAUUUUAAAUGUGAUCUGUGCGAGAAGCGUUUCGUGACGCGUCAGAAGUUGACGGAGCACCGCAAUGUGCACACAGGUCGUAUGCCAAUCAAGUGCACCGUCUGCGAUGAUACCUUUCGCAGAUAUUCCAAUAUGGCGCAGCACAGGGACCGCCACCAUUUCCAGAAGAGGGCGAAGGUCCGCGACUUCGUGUGUCACUGCGGUGCUGUGUAUCACUCGCGGGCGAAGCUCCUCUGGCACAAGGAGACUCACGACUCCAAGCCCAAGUCUUGUCUCUUCUGCAGUGACAAGUUUGUGCAUUCCUCUUCACUGACACGUCAUGUCAGACGUACACACAACGCGCACUUCCUCUCCGAUAAAGUGAAGGGAAAGGAGGUUAAUGUGCCUUGUCCUGUUUGUAAGCAGAUAUACCUAAGAUCGAAUUUACGAGCUCACCUAUUAAUACAUAGCGGUAAAAAGCCAUACCCAUGCGUCAUUUGUAACAAAUCCUUCACAACCAAGUGGAAUCUCAAACUGCAUCGAUGGACUCACAUGAGUCGGUCCGCUAAACCUUUCAAGUGUCAUCUGUGUAAAGGUGCCUUUAUACGAUACACGGAAUACAUAUCACAUAUGAAUUCACACAAGUCUCUAAGACCGUAUACGUGUAAUUACUGCGGUUGUCAAUUCAUCAGGAAAUAUAAUUGUCAACGUCAUGUCAGGGAGCACGAAAUGGCAAAGAAGUUUGUCUGCAAAGUGCCCGAAUGUGGGAAAUCAUUCCACAGGAGUUACUAUUUGUCGGAACAUAUGAAAGUACAUAGUGGUGCGAGGCCGUUCUCAUGUAAUAUAUGUGGGAAAACUUCAAGCAAUAAAUCUAACCAUAAUAAGCAUGUGAAGAUUCACCAUGCUAGAGAACCCGUGGCAACUGAGGCAUAGAAUCCUCGGCUGGUUAGUGUACGGUGACUUUUAGUGGUUAUUUGGUGAAAAGUGUUAAGUUCCUUCUUUUAAAUAUGGUUGUGCUAUUUUGCUACAUCUUAUGCGGCAAUAUAUUAAAUUUGAAGAUAAUUGAUUUGACAUUAUUGUCAAAUAGAACAUCUCGAAAGGGCAUUUGUAAGUAUUUUUUAUU